Messenger RNA from Dendronephthya gigantea, 1485 nucleotides. RefSeq names its product cyclin-dependent kinase 10-like. The record is from RefSeq and is a predicted model, not a curated record. Gene Ontology annotation, cellular component: nucleus. Gene Ontology annotation, molecular function: cyclin-dependent protein serine/threonine kinase activity; ATP binding. Gene Ontology annotation, biological process: protein phosphorylation; regulation of mitotic cell cycle. The transcript has 2 exons. Lineage: Eukaryota; Metazoa; Cnidaria; Anthozoa; Malacalcyonacea; Nephtheidae. Bases 247 to 1377 code for a protein of 376 amino acids.
UUAUCCCCAAUAUGGUUACGUAACUUUAUUAUGCAAUUAAUGAUGUCAUAUGAUGUUGAACUCGUGGCAAGGUCACAUGUCAACUACUAUCCUGGGUUGGUUAAUAACCAAAUUACCAUUUUCCGAUACAUUAUAACAUGGUUACAUGACGUUUUCAGAUGUAACAAAUUACAAACUGAUUGAGGGAGUAGGAUAUUGGAAGAGAUUUAAUACAGAGACUCGAACUGUUUUUAAGGUGACAAAAGUAUGGAGGACUCCCAACUUGCUAGGUCAACAGCAUUUUUGGAACUAGAAUCAUUCACUGAAGAAGGUAAUACUGUGGUGCCAGAAAAGUAUCGUUUUGGUCAUUGCCGUAAUGUUAUAGAGUUUGAAAAACUGAACCGAAUUGGUGAGGGAACAUAUGGUGUUGUCUACCGAGCAAGGGAUACAAAGAGCAAUACCAUUGUGGCAUUAAAGAAGGUUCGAAUGGAAGAAAAAGAAGGACUACCAAUCAGUGGUCUGCGAGAGAUAGACUUAUUGUUGAAUAUUGAGCACCGUCAUAUUGUUCGUUUACAUGAGGUGGUGGUAGGAAGUCAUCUUCAGAGUAUAUUUUUAGUGAUGGAGUAUUGCAAUCAUGAUUUGGCAUCAUUACUGGAUAACAUGAAGAUGCCAUUCAGUGAGGCUCAAGUCAAGUGUUUGAUGUUGCAGUUAAUGAAUGGCGUAGAGUAUCUUCAUAAGAAGUUUAUUGUACACAGAGAUUUGAAGGUGUCAAAUCUGUUAAUGACAGACAAAGGUGUUUUAAAAAUAGCUGAUUUUGGUCUAGCCAGGAAGUUUGGUUUUCCACUUAAACCAAUGACACCAAUUGUUGUGACACUUUGGUACAGAGCACCCGAGCUAUUGCUUGGUGCAAAAGUCCAAACACCUGCGGUAGAUAUCUGGGCUUGUGGUUGUAUCAUGGGGGAGCUUCUAGACAGCAAACCGUUAUUGCCUGGAAAGUCUGAGAUCAAUCAAUUGGAGUUGAUAAUAAACCUGCUGGGUACACCUAAUGAUAAUAUUUGGCCUGGGUUUUCAAAUUUGUCUGUUGCGAAGAACUUCACACUAAAGCAACAACCCUACAACAAUCUAAAGCAUCGUUUCUCGUGGCUUUCAUCUGCUGGACUUUCUUUACUGAAUCAAAUGUUUAUGUAUGAUCCGGGAAAGCGAGCAUCUGCAACUGAAUGCAUGGAAAGCUCGUAUUUUUGUGAAAAUCCACUUCCAGUUCAGACAGAUAUGAUGCCUACUUUUCCUGAACAUAGGAAUCUCAAAUCGAAGGUGGCCGCUGAAAAAGGCAAGCGUGAACAUGCAGAUGCAAAGUUUGGUUCUGCUUUCGAUAGUACUAGUAAAAAGAAAAAAAACUAAAAAUAAAGACAAUAUUGUUUGUUGUAUGGAGUUGUAAAAUAAAAUUCUUUAUCAUUGUCCAAGUGGAAGUGGUUAAAAAGGGGGGAUAAAUUCUAGGAAUACUUAGAA